Messenger RNA from Otolemur garnettii (small-eared galago), 1506 nucleotides. RefSeq names its product malignant T-cell-amplified sequence 1. The record is from RefSeq and is a predicted model, not a curated record. The transcript has a single exon. NCBI's taxonomy places the organism in Eukaryota, Metazoa, Chordata, Mammalia, Primates, Galagidae. Gene Ontology annotation, biological process: formation of translation preinitiation complex. Bases 699 to 1382 code for a protein of 227 amino acids. Gene Ontology annotation, molecular function: RNA binding.
AGGAAAAAAAAAAAAGAUUAUCAGUAGCUCAACCAAGUGGAAGAUACUCACUCUACCCGGUGCGUGGCAUAUUCUGCCUUGUCCCCUAAAGAGUAAUGACUUUACAGUUAUUGCUUUUUGCAUUUCUAGUGCAUCUAUGCCAAAUAAAUGAUUUUAGAGGUUUAUAAAGAAGGCUAAACUUGCGGCCACAGCGUCUUCAGAGUUGCAGGCCCCUUCCGUCUCAGGUUCCGCCAUGCUGGGGGAGGUUCCGCCAUGCUGGGGGGUGGUUCUUGGAUCCAGGAUGGUGACCACCACUCGACAGUCCAGCCAAAGAGAAGAAGAGGCAUCUGUGUUCCAGGCCAUUUCGUUACAAAGGAGAAUCUGGAAAAUGGCCGUGAGUCGGUCUCAUGUCCAGUUGGAAAUAAUCAUCAGAGCGCGCCCCUCCGUAAUUUUCUUCCGGCAACCAAAAUUGUGUCACGGCUUGUUCUCCAAGUCCCGCCCUCUCAGCAACCCCCACUGGACAGGACUCGAUAGUUUGACGAAGAGUGGGUAGAGUGCCCACGUGACGUGGCAUUCGUGUUCUCCAUGUCCCGCCCUCUCAGCAACCCCCACUGGACCGGACUCGAUAGUUUGACGAAGAGUGGGUAGAGUGUCCACGUGACGUGGCGUUCGGAAGACCGGAAGUGGUCAUAUUUCGUAGGCCGUAAAGCGCGCUGCCUAUGUUCAGUUUCCGGUUAGCGACAACGGCAUCAGACCGUCAGCGCCGGCUUCGGUGUAGGGGACGCUGCCCAACUGUGCUGAUUCCGUUUCGUUCCCUUUCCGGGCCUUUCUCUGCCGUCACCCUUUCACCUUGGAUCAUGUUCAAGAAAUUUGAUGAGAAGGAAAAUGUGUCCAACUGCAUCCAGUUGAAAACGUCAGUCAUUAAGGGCAUUAAGAACCAACUGAUAGAGCAGUUUCCAGGUAUUGAACCAUGGCUUAAUCAAAUCAUGCCUAAGAAAGAUCCUGUCAAAAUAGUCCGAUGCCAUGAACAUACAGAAAUUCUUACAGUAAAUGGAGAAUUACUAUUUUUUAGACAAAGGAAGGGGCCUUUUUAUCCAACUCUAAGGCUACUUCACAAGUAUCCUUUUAUCCUGCCACAUCAGCAGGUUGAUAAAGGAGCCAUCAAAUUUGUGCUCAGUGGAGCAAAUAUCAUGUGUCCAGGUUUAACUUCUCCUGGAGCUAAGCUUUACCCUGUUGCGGUAGAUACGAUUGUUGCGGUCAUGGCAGAAGGAAAACAGCAUGCUCUGUGUGUUGGUGUCAUGAAGAUGUCUGCCGAAGAUAUUGAGAAAGUCAACAAAGGAAUUGGCAUUGAAAACAUCCAUUAUUUAAAUGAUGGGCUAUGGCACAUGAAGACCUUUAAAUGAGUCUCAAAAGGAAUACAGUUGGGGGGCUGAAUAUGGUUUUUGUACUUUAUGUGUUUGUGUAUUUAUGUGACAGCAUGAAAACAAUGCCUCUGUGGUUAUGCUAAAUAAAUUUAACAAUUUUAAG